AUGAGUAACGUGGAAGUGGAGGACAGCAUCAUGUCAUACCUGUCACAGAGUGAGACCGACACCAGCCCCAAAGACUUGAAUGUAGUGGUCAUGCUCCAUAACUUCUGGGAGCAGAGGCAGACAGGUGGGUUAAAUGGUUCUUCCAGUGAAUCAGAUGGUUCUGUAGCCAUCCAGACAGAGAGCUUGCUGCUGUAUGAGUCUGCACCGUCCCCUGGUCCUCCAUACGUCUGCUAUGUCACCCUGCCUGGAGGAAGCUGCUUUGGUAACUAUAAGGUGUGUGACACUCAGGCAGAGGCUCGGAGGGAUGCAGCUCGUGUGGCCCUGAUGAACUCACUUGUGAACGAGCUGCCGUGUCGACGUAUUAAUCCUCAGUUCAUCACUCAGAGUUUACAACAGGCGGCCACAGACAGUGCUGUCUCUAUAGAAGAUGCUUGUGAUUCAAGCACCAGUAUAGGAACCUACAGUUUGCUGCUCCACUCCUACAUAGGAAGGACCAUGCUUGAGUUCCAGGAGAUGAUGACAAUUUUCCAGUUGUUGCAGUGGAACGGGACACUGAAGGCUCUGAGGGAAAGGCAGUGCUCUCGACAGAGUGUGAUUUCCUAUUACUCUCAGCGAGGACUUGAUGAGUACAUGCGCAGCAGCAUGGCUCUGGAUUGGCUCGGACGGGAGCAGAGGUUACCGGGGCGACUCGUGGAGGAACUGCAGGUGGCGCAGAGGGAGCUGGUGUUGGCCCGGCGGCGAGGCAUAGAGCUGCGCUUCUACAAGGAAAAGACAGAGAUCCUCAGCUUGGCUCUAAGUCAAGCAUACACUCACCACACACCUGAGGACUACAGCGAGGCGCCCAGUCACACAUACAAGCAAGAACAACUUCCUUUACACACAUUACACAGCCAGGACACGGAAGUCCAGAUAACUCCACCCUACAGUCCUUCACCAACCCUCCAUAAAAAGCAAACAGUCUGUCAAACCUCUGGCAAACACAUGCCCUACUAA
Molecule: messenger RNA, 993 nt
Organism: Perca flavescens (yellow perch)
Lineage: Eukaryota; Metazoa; Chordata; Actinopteri; Perciformes; Percidae
Product: protein limb expression 1
Exons: 6
Coding region: 1-993 (330 amino acids)
Biological process (GO): autophagosome maturation
Cellular component (GO): cytoplasm
Source: RefSeq, a predicted model, not a curated record